Molecule: messenger RNA, 1046 nt
Organism: Jaculus jaculus (lesser Egyptian jerboa)
Lineage: Eukaryota; Metazoa; Chordata; Mammalia; Rodentia; Dipodidae
Product: cytochrome c oxidase assembly factor 8-like
Exons: 4
Coding region: 1-870 (289 amino acids)
Biological process (GO): intrinsic apoptotic signaling pathway
Cellular component (GO): mitochondrion
Source: RefSeq, a predicted model, not a curated record
AUGCAGCUGUGCUCCGAUCGCACGCCCACCAGCCCAUCGCGCACCCGCCAGCCCGCUGCACUGACACGGGGACCUCCGCCUUUGUGCUGUGAUCGUGUGCGCUGGCCAGCCAUGCUGUGCUCGUUCGCAUGCCCGCGGGGGCCACCUCUGCGAAUGGAGCAUGAUGGUGACAUUGCGGGAAAUUAUGUGGAUAUGAGUGAGCUCAAUCCCAAGAAGCCAGGAAACAGCCAGUUCUGCAGGCUGAAAUCCCAGCACUGGGGAGCUGGAGCUGGGGAGAGGUGCUUGCUAGCCAGCCACUGCAGCCAACGAGUGAAGUCCCUUCGCCUGCCACUCUGCCGCGCCUUGGCGGGCCGCGGCUGUCGGCUGGCUCCCCAGCGCAGUGAGGAGCGCAGGGAGGCGGCGUCGAGCCGGGUCUCAAGAUUCUGUCCUCCAAGACAAUCCUGUCAUGAUUGGAUAGGACCUCCAGAUAAAUAUUCAAACCUUCGACCUGUUCAUUUUUACAUCCCUGAAAAUGAAUCACCAAUGGAACAAAAGCUCAGAGAACUGAGACAGGAAACACAAGAAUGGAAUCAGCAGUUCUGGGCUAACCAGAAUUUGACUUUUAAUAAGAAAAAAGAAGAAUUCAUUCACUCAAGACUGAAAGCUAAGGGAUUGGACCUGAGAAAUGAAACAGGUCAGAAAGCAACACUGAUUGCAGAAGAAAUGGCUGACUUUUACAAGGAAUUUUUAAGUAAAAAUUUUCAGAAGCAUAUGUAUUAUAACAGAGACUGGUACAAGCGUAAUUUUGCCAUCACCUUCCUCAUGGGGAAAGUGGCAUUGGAGAAGAUCUGGAACAAGCUGCGACGGAAGCAAAAGAAGCUAAGUGUUUAGGAGCCCACUCCACCAGACCCUCCAGCAUCUAGGUUCCAUUCAUGAGGGCCCUGAAAUCUGUAAGUGGCUGGGCAUGGUGACAAACACCUUUAAUCCCAGCACUCAGAAGGCUGAAAUAGGAGGAUCACUGUGAGUUCAAGGCUAGUCUGGGACUACAGAGUCAAUUCCAGGUCAGC